Messenger RNA from Jatropha curcas, 1031 nucleotides. Its product is annotated as ADP-ribosylation factor-like protein 8a. Gene Ontology annotation, biological process: protein transport. The record is from RefSeq and is a predicted model, not a curated record. Lineage: Eukaryota; Viridiplantae; Streptophyta; Magnoliopsida; Malpighiales; Euphorbiaceae. Gene Ontology annotation, molecular function: GTP binding; GTPase activity.
AUACGGUCAUAGCAGUAGCUAGCGAGCCAGCCAACCAAGGAAAAGAAGAGCAUCGUCUCCACAGAGAGGUCUAAUUGAAAGCCAUAGAUUCGAGAGAGUGAGGGAAACCACUCUCCCUGUUUCUCCAUUUUUUUUCUUUUUACAUGUUUUGUUCGCGAAAUAAGGAUUUCGUUAGAUCCCUGUUUUGGUUUCUCUGAUCAUCAAUGGGUUUGUGGGAAGCUUUUCUCAAUUGGCUUCGCAGGUUAGCUCCGAUCCGUCUAGCUUCAGUUUUAUAGAUUUUACCUCUUUUUCAAGCAGGAGAUGGAACUAUCUUUGAUUGGACUUCAGAAUGCUGGAAAGACUUCUCUUGUAAAUGUUGUCGCUACUGGUGGAUAUAGUGAAGACAUGAUCCCUACGGUAGGAUUCAAUAUGAGGAAAUUAACAAAAGGAAAUGUCACAAUAAAGUUGUGGGAUCUUGGAGGUCAACCUAGAUUUCGCAGCAUGUGGGAGCGAUACUGUCGUGCAGUCUCUGCUAUUGUUUUUUGCAUUGGUGAUGAUGUAAAAUUGGACAAACUGUUGCCAAAGAUGAUUUGCAGUUAUGUUGUUGAUGCUGCUGAUCCUGAUAACCUGGGUAUUUCAAGAAGUGAACUUCAUGAUUUGUUGAGUAAGCCAUCACUGCAUGGUAUCCCAUUGUUGGUGCUAGGGAACAAGAUUGACAAGCCAGGAGCUCUGUCGAAGCAAGCUUUGACAGAUGAAAUGGGUUUGACGUCGAUUACUAACAGAGAAGUUUGCUGUUUCAUGAUCUCUUGCAAGAAUUCAACCAACAUAGAUUCAGUUAUUGAUUGGCUUGUAAAGCACUCGAAGUCUAAGAGUUAAGUCUUGUUGUAUGUCAUUAUUUAAAGGUCCAUAUGCUGGCCCAUUGACUCAGAUAAUUAACUAACUUUUCUAUCUUAAUUGUUUUAAUUAGUCUUUCUUCCUUCUGAGCUAUCUGUACUGUAUAUUAUGAUUAUACCGUUUCUAGUGAAGCAUGCCCGGGUUUUCAUUGUUCCCUA